AUGUCAUCUUGCGUUUGCUUGAAGCUGAGCGGUUUGUCUUUGGAAGGUGAUUCGGUUGCGUACCAAAAGGACGCAACUACCACCGCUAUCACCAGGAUAAUGGAUGAUUACAAUGACCCAGUCCAUCUGGAGAGACUGUCAACACUGAACUUUUUCCAAGUGGAGGACCUGGGUGCCAUUAUGCCCACUGGCCAGAGGUCACACAACUACACUCUUGAGGAUUACCGCAUUAAUGAGUGGUAUUACUCUUGGCUGCCUCAUACCAAUAAGCGGCAGGAUGGUCUCACUACUUAUCAGGUCAAGAUUCGUUAUGCAAACAACACCAAUGAGACCUAUGUGUUCCACGGUCCAAAUGCUCCAGAUGAAAACCCUGGACCUGUUAAGUUCACGCGGCCUUACUUUGACUGUGGACGCUCAGACAAAUGGAGUGUGCCUGCUAUUACACCUUUUGCUGAUUUAUAUCCUCGGCACACACAAUUCAGGCACAUUGAGUACCCAACACUUACUGGAAUGUCUGUGAUGGAAAUGGAUUUUGAUCGGAUAGAUAUAAACCAGUGUCCGAAAGGAGAGGGAAAUGAAGGUCCGAAUCGGUUUGCAGACACCUCGAAGUGUAAAAAGGGCACAACAGAGUGUGAGCCUUUAGAUGGCUAUGGCUUUAGAAGAGGUGGCUACCAGUGUCGAUGUAAACCAGGAUAUCGAUUACCAAAUGUAGUGCGACGGCCUUACCUUGGGGAGCUUAUAGAACGAGCGACACUCUAUCAAUAUCAAAAUUCCUUUAGUUGUACACCAAUUGGAUGGAUCCAAAAAUUGCCCUUCGACUACAACAGAAUGGAAGAGUUCGAGAGGCAGAAGUACCUUUCCCGGGAUUACUACAAUGUUACGGGGGCCAACGCGGCGAGGGCCAGCACCAUGAAUGUCGAUGAGGUGAUAGAGUUUCUCAAGUCAGUCACUGCUGAAAACUGCAAGACAUUCCACCCAGAUGACUUGCUGCUCAGGGGUGACAUUGGGUUCGGAAUGGAAAAGCAGUUCGAGAAUGAGGCCAGGAUGGCGCUGCGUCUCGCCAACUUCCUCAGCGCUUUCAUGCAGAUAGUUGACCAUAAGGAGAUCUUCUCUGGUGUUCGUGUUGUGGACCAGCCUUUGUCUGAGGACCAGAUGAUGGGAGAAGUCUUGUCUAUUAUUCUUGGAAACAGUAGGGUUUGGGCAUCGGGAAUGUACUGGGACCGCAGUAAGUUCACAAACCGCACCCUGUUUGCCCCCUUGGCUUACAAGACAGAAUUAAAUACAAGAAAGUUUGGAAUGGAAGAUUUGGCUCGUCUGAACUCCUCCAGGGAAGCUUACACCAAUAAACCCUGGUUCAGGAAAUUGAAAAGUAGAUGGUCAACUAAUUUUGAUGACCUAGAGAAAUACUGGAUCAAAUUGAAGCUGAGGCAUAACUCUACUGGGAUGCACUCCAUUAAAUAUGAAAGAUACCCAACUUUCUACAAGGCAGCUGAACUUCAACAUGGCCAGUGGAGUACUCCAGAGUUUGACUGUGAAGGUUUUGUCAAGAAGUGGGUUGUUCACUACACAGCUCCAUUCUUUGGAUGGGAUACUUUGCGGUCAAAGCUUGAAUUUAAGGGUGCUGUCAGAGUUACUAUGGAUCUCAUGAAACUAGACAUCACCCAAUGUCCCGAUGAGUUUUACGUCCAAAAUGCCUUUAAGGAUACUCACCGCUGUGACAGGAAGUCAUCUUAUUGCGUUCCAAUCCAAGGCCGAGGAUUUGAUACAGGUGGAUAUAAGUGUGAGUGCAUCCAGGGCUUUGAAUAUCCAUUUGAAGAUCCCAUUACGUACUUUGAUGGACAGUUGGUAGAGGCAGAAUACUUGAACAUCAUUCGUGACAAGAAAACAAGGUACGAUUUCCUGAAGUGUCGUGUUGCUGGUGCAUCAGGGAUCCAGAGCAGCUUCGUUACUGUUGUAGCUCUUAUUCUCUUUACAAUUAUAGCCCGCAGACACUAAUUUUUUGUUGAGGGUUGUCAACUUUUUUGUCAGAUUUUAUUUUUAUGUAUAUUUUUUAUUAUUGUUUUUUCAAUUACAGAAUUGAAAUGUAUCCAAAUUUUCUUUUUAUAGACUGUAUUGAUUGAAAUCAAGUCAAUAUUACUAGGAGGAUAUAUAUAAGUGACUAUUCACAGAAGUAUAUGUGCAUACUAUGAAGUAAGUAUAAUUAUUUUUAUACAAGCAUACCAAUAUGUUAGAUAAACUUGUUCUGUGAGAGAGAGUAAUGUCCUUCCAUGAAAUUUGGACAUGCUUAAAAUAUGUUUGAAUCAUCAGUAACUUCAGAUUUGGGGUAUUAUAAUUCUAUUGGAGUUGAAGUGUAUUACAGCAAUUGUUUUCAUAGCAAGAUAUGAUAAAGAUAGGAUAUUUUAUAAUCUUUUGUUUUUAUGCCUAUAUGUAAAGUUUAAACAAAGUAACUUUUUGGCUAUGGAAAUGAGCAGCGUGAUUUGAGUACUUUAAAGAGAGAUCCUUAGGGAUUACCUUUUAUUUUCCUAACAGAUAUCUUGGAAAGUAUUUUGUUAAUAUUGAUUCAUUAAUUUUGUUCAGAUUUUCUCAAUUGUAUUGUCAAAUGCAUUUUUGUAUUGUUAAAAUAUAGGAUGUAUAUUCUUAAUGAAAUGUACUUAGAUUGGAAAAAAAAUGAAAGGAGAUCUUACUAUGCUCUUCAUCAACAUUUUUAAAGGAUUAUGUGUGCUAUUGUAUUUCAAAGUGCAGUUGAUAAGUGCCAAAUGCACAUGUUAUUGAAUCAUUGCAAAGUAAAAACUGUUGAAUUUCCUGAGUAAUCAAAAUUACUUAGUUAUUUUGUUGUGAUCAGUAUAUGCUUUGUUAACUUUCACAAGUUUUAACUUGAGUAACUAGAACUUUGCAAAAGUUCCAUCCAGAAGUCUUUGUGUCGCAAACACAAGAGUUGCAGAAAUUCCGUCCAAAGACUGUUGUGUCACAAACACUUGCCUUCUUGAAUGUAUUCCAUGCUGAGAAGUCAAGGGAUAAUCAUAUUGUAAUUUACUUUAGGUGAAACAUUCUGUCGAGAAACUCGGGUAUCCCAUGUUUUGGGGUAAAUUGAAUAUUUGUAAUGAUGUACAAAUUCACAGGUUUGGUUACUGUAAGUUAUUUACAGUGUGGUAUUUUUUUCAACUUUGGAAAAUGUUAUUCAGAAUUUAUCAAGUAUAACAGAUUUCUUUUUCUUUUUCUUUUGAAGCUGAAAGAUGAUUUUCAGAACAUUUUUUGUUUUUUUUAGCUCAAAUGUGUGAAAUCACAUGAAUGUAUAUUCCGUCCACAGGAAGUUGUUACAUACUGUACCUUUUUUAAUGUAAUAGUGUUAGACAUGCCAUCCAAAGUUUUGUAAGUGUUGAAAGUUUCAGAAAUGUACAUUUCUUAUAUUUUUCUGCUAUUAUAAGAUAUAAAGCAUUCCUGUUAACAUUCCCUAACAUGAAGUAAGUAAUGCCAGUGAAAGGGAGUAUUCUUUACAUCUGAAUUGGAUUUAGAUCUGAACUCUGUAAAAUGAAUAUCUUUUGUCCAGUGCUUGUCUAGGUUGUGUGAAUGUGAAUGACUGUUCAGAUAUCAAGAAAUGUCAGUUGUGAAAGCUAUAGAGUGAAAAAUUAGAUUUGUAUUUUUGAUUGCAUAUAUGCAUUACUUUUAUUGUACAUUUUACUGUUCACACAUAAAGACUUAUUAAUGUACUAUAAUCUAGUGGAGUUAAGUUCUUAUCUACCUGUCUGCAUUAGGUGAAUUCUUUUUAGCUUGUGGUAUAAGCUUGAACUGCUUAUUUUCAUACUUCACAACAGGAUUAGUACAAGGAAGGCUUUAGCUGUAAAUACAUUGCAUUUAUAGUGGACAUUUAUUGAAAAAUAAAGACCUUAAUAUUA
Molecule: messenger RNA, 3893 nt
Organism: Penaeus indicus
Lineage: Eukaryota; Metazoa; Arthropoda; Malacostraca; Decapoda; Penaeidae
Exons: 13
Coding region: 1-1995 (664 amino acids)
Source: RefSeq, a predicted model, not a curated record